GGAUAAUUACACUUUUCGUCCCUAUACAUUACCACUUAAACGAUUUUCGUCCCUAAACAAGAUGAAGUUACAAUUUUCGUCCCUAAACAUGUCACUUUUAUGCCGUUUCUGUCCCUCCGUCCAUUUGUCCAGUUAGUUUGGACGGAAAAUCGCAUGUGCGCCGCACGUGACACACAAAAAUACAUCUGUAGUAUUUAUUUAACUCAUUUGAAGAAUGGUUUUGAGAAGCAGUAUUGAUUAUAGAGCCGUUGAAUUCUCGAUAUGUUGUCAUUUGCUUUGUGUACGAUGUGGUGUACAAACUACUAUUGUGCUUGUCAUCUUAGAUUAGUAGGCUAAUUUCUCGGGGACUCUCGACAGCGCCAUGUUUGGCAAGCAACCAAACUUCUUAUUUCUAGUUGUCCCAUGAACAUCCAACUUCAUCAACUGAAACUGCUUUUCUUUAACUUUUAUCUGCAGAUAAUCAAAUGUUUGUCUUACCUUUUCUGAAAAUAUACAUGUGUACGGCAGACCCACAUUAAUUUCAAAAAAAAAAAAAAAGAGAAUUAAAAAAAUGAUGGAUGAUUAGAUAUAGAAAAAUGAUGUUGCAAUGACAAGAAUGUAACAAGAAACCAACAAUACAAUGAAAUAAGGUGAGUGAGAAUUGAGUUAUUUCUUAAUUUUCCCACCUUAAUCUGCCAUUGCUUUCACCUUGAUCUUACUCACCAGUCACCACACUAUAUAUAAACCUCACCUUCUCAUUCAUUCUCUUCGUCGAUAAACCUCCAGUAAUCGAUUCGGUUUAUUUUGUUUGUGCGUCAUUCAUUCUCUUCGUCGAUAAACCUCCAGUAAUCGAUUCGGUUUAUCGCACAAAAUUAGAGAUGAAACAGUUGGUACUUAUCCUAUUCCCCUUACUUUUCCUUUUCUUUGCCGCACUAACUUCCGGCCAGUCCACGGCGGCAGCCGCCCCUGCAACGCCAGGCCCAACCAACCUGACCGCCAUCCUCGAGAAAGCCGGCCGAUUCACCAUAUUCAUCCGCCUAUUGCAGAGCACCAAAGUGGCGGACCAGAUCUACACACAGCUCAACAAUUCAAACCAAGGCCUCACUGUUUUCGCCCCAACCGACGGCUCAUUCUCCGGCCUGAAAUCAGGCACACUCAAUUCCUUCUUCGACGAGCAGAAAACCGAACUCAUCCAAUUCCACGUCCUCCCUUCCUUUUUCUCUCCGUCGCAGUUCGAUACCGCGAGCAAUCCCCUGCGCACGCAAGCCGGCGGCAGCGAAGAGCUUUUCCCCCUGAACGUAACCGCCUCGUCGACGGGGAAUCAAGUGAACAUCACAACUGGAGAGACGAACGCGACGGUGGCAAAUCGCCUUUAUAAAGAGGCGCUCCAUUCCCCAAUAUCACAACUGUAGAGGUGCUUUUGUGUGUCACGUGCGGCGCACGUGCGAUUUUCCGUCCAAACUAACUGGACAAAUGGACGGAGGGACAGAAACGGCAUAAAAGUGACAUGUUUAGGGACGAAAAUUGUAACUUCAUCUUGUUUAGGGACGAAAAUCGUUUAAGUGGUAAUGUAUAGGGACGAAAAGUGUAAUUAUCCC
Erythranthe guttata (spotted monkey flower) is the source of this 1577-nucleotide messenger RNA. RefSeq names its product fasciclin-like arabinogalactan protein 12. Gene Ontology annotation, biological process: plant-type secondary cell wall biogenesis. Lineage: Eukaryota; Viridiplantae; Streptophyta; Magnoliopsida; Lamiales; Phrymaceae. Gene Ontology annotation, cellular component: plasma membrane. The record is from RefSeq and is a predicted model, not a curated record.